Odobenus rosmarus divergens (Pacific walrus) is the source of this 1458-nucleotide messenger RNA. Its product is annotated as cytochrome P450 27C1-like. Gene Ontology annotation, biological process: cortisol metabolic process; glucocorticoid biosynthetic process; cellular response to peptide hormone stimulus. Gene Ontology annotation, cellular component: mitochondrial inner membrane. Gene Ontology annotation, molecular function: iron ion binding; monooxygenase activity; heme binding. The coding region runs from base 10 to 1419 and encodes 469 amino acids. The record is from RefSeq and is a predicted model, not a curated record. Lineage: Eukaryota; Metazoa; Chordata; Mammalia; Carnivora; Odobenidae. The transcript is spliced from 9 exons.
CUCGCCGCCAUGCCGGGGCCCCGCACCCUCGCCAACCUGGUGGAGUUCUUCUGGAAGGACGGCUUCAGCCGCAUCCACGAGAUCCAGCAGAAGCACACACAGGAAUAUGGAAAAAUCUUCAAGUCUCACUUUGGUCUUCAGUCUGUAGUAUCUAUUGCAGACCGAGACAUGGUGGCUCAGGUGCUCCGGGCAGAGGGGGCCGCGCCCCAGAGAGCCGACAUGGGGUCCUGGCAGGAGUACCGACAGUUACGAGGGAGAUCCACCGGGCUCAUCUCAGCGGAGGGUGAACAGUGGCUCAAGAUGAGACGUGUAUUGAGACAAAGAAUUCUGAAACCAAGAGAUGUGGCCAUUUUUUCAGGAGAAAUCAACCAAGUUAUUGCUGAUUUAAUUAAAAGAAUCUACAUCCUCAAGAGCCAGGCAGAAGAUGGAGAAACUGUGACCAAUGUCAAUGACCUUUUCUUCAAAUAUUCAAUGGAAGGGGUGGCCACCAUCCUUUAUGAGAGCCGCCUGGGCUGCCUGGAGACCAGCGUCCCACAGCCCACCGUGGACUACAUCGAGGCUCUGGGGCUCAUGUUCAGCAUGUUCAAGACCUCCAUGUACGCGGGCGCCAUCCCCAGGUGGCUGCGCCCCUUCAUCCCGAAACCCUGGCGGGAGUUCUGCAGGUCCUGGGAUGGACUCUUCAAAUUCAGCCAAAUCCAUGUUGACAACAAGCUGAGGGACAUACAGUGCCACAUGGACCGUGGGGAGAGCGUGAGUGGGGGGCUGCUCACAUGCCUCUUCCUCAGCCAGGAGCUGACGCUGGAGGAGAUCUACGCCAACAUCACAGAGAUGCUGCUGGCUGGCGUCGACACGACGUCCUUCACCUUAUCCUGGGCAGUGUACCUCCUCGCGUGGCACCCGGAAGUGCAGCAGACCGUGUACCGGGAGAUCGUUAAGAAUUUGGGGGAAAGGCACGUCCCAACUGCAGCCGACGUCCCCAAAGUCCCACUGGUCAGAGCUCUGCUGAAGGAAACGCUGAGGCUGUUUCCAGUGCUGCCGGGGAACGGCCGAGUCACCCAGGAAGACCUGGUCGUUGGCGGGUACCUGAUUCCCAAAGGCACCCAGCUGGCCCUCUGCCACUAUGCCACGUCCUAUGCAGAUGAGAACUUCCCUCGGCCCAGGGAGUUCCGGCCAGAGCGCUGGCUGCGGAAGGGAAGCCUGGACCGAGUUGACAACUUUGGGUCCAUCCCCUUUGGGUAUGGGGUUCGGAGCUGCAUCGGGCAGAGAAUCGCAGAGCUGGAGAUCCACCUCCUCUUGAUCCAGUUGCUUCAACAUUUUGAGAUCAAAACAUCCUCUUGGACUAAAGCCGUUCCUGCAAAAACCCAUGGGCUGCUGAUGCCAGGGGGGCCCAUCCACAUGCGUUUUGUUAACAGAAAGUGAGCCUGGAUUUUUAAACCCAGCCAGCCUCCUGACACAAAC